This is a messenger RNA of Penaeus monodon (black tiger shrimp), 597 nucleotides long. RefSeq names its product craniofacial development protein 2-like. The record is from RefSeq and is a predicted model, not a curated record. Gene Ontology annotation, biological process: chromatin remodeling. Bases 1 to 597 code for a protein of 198 amino acids. Lineage: Eukaryota; Metazoa; Arthropoda; Malacostraca; Decapoda; Penaeidae. Gene Ontology annotation, cellular component: nucleus. The transcript is spliced from 3 exons. Gene Ontology annotation, molecular function: catalytic activity.
AUGGACAUGUACACUUUUUCGAACGAAGCAAACACCGUGAAGGGAAUCCCAGUCAAUGACUCGGAAUCCUCGCUCGGAAUAUGUGAAACGCGGUGGACGGGCAGCGGUGAGUUCAACAGCGAUAGUUUCAAGGUGCUAUAUUCAGGUGAAGUAUAUGCACCAACGACUGCAAGUAGUGAAGAAGAGAUUGAUGAAUUCUACAACACAUUGGAGAAAGCUAAAACACAAUGUAAGUCGACAGAUGUUACAGUCAUAAUGGGAGACCUAAAUGCAAAGGUAGGAAACGAGGCAGAAGGAGAAACAGUUGGAAAGUUUGGUCUUGGUACACAAAAUGAAAGGGGAGAAAAAUGGGUUCAGUGGUGUAAAACAAAUGAGUAUGUAUUAACCAAUACAUGGUAUGAGCAACAUCCACGAAGAUUAUGGACAUGGCUGAACCCGGGAAGCGAUUUUAAGAACCAGAUUGACUACAUUGCUAUCAAGAAACGGUAUAGAAGUGCAAUUAAGAACUCAAAGGCAUACCCAGGAGCAGACUGUGGUAGUGAUCAUAACCCAUUCAUAUGCGAGUUAAAGAUUAAGAACGGCAACAAAAUUAAUUAA